Molecule: messenger RNA, 1206 nt
Organism: Trichoplusia ni (cabbage looper)
Lineage: Eukaryota; Metazoa; Arthropoda; Insecta; Lepidoptera; Noctuidae
Gene: Obp4
Product: general odorant-binding protein 19d-like
Exons: 4
Coding region: 370-885 (171 amino acids)
Molecular function (GO): odorant binding
Source: RefSeq, a predicted model, not a curated record
UAUAAAAAUUACAGCUACAAACAAAACCAACGAAUUGUGACCAAUGCCAUCAAAAUAUAUGUACUACUUACAGAUAUUAAAGCGAAAUUUAAUUGUCUGAUAUUUAUAGCGUUUAAUUAAAAAUCACGUUUUAGAUUAGAGCUAUACCCGGUACAGGUGAGCAAAGAACUAACGUACGUCACAGAUCAUUAUGAUCAUGGCAUAUGAAUUAUUGUAAUUGUUAUUACACAAUCAAAACCAAUUUAAAUGCGCAAUUAAGAUGGUAUCGUCAAUCCAUGAACAUACAGGUACCAAUUAUUCGAUGGGUGGGAUGGACAUGGAACUUAAUAACUUAGGCAUAUUUUGAUAAUGAGCUCAAUCCGAAUAUGAAUGUAUAAAAGGAUUGUUUUAGGCCAAUAUUUGAAGUUUUUUGUCAUCUCCAACAAAAUGUUUAUUCGUUUCUUAUUAUGCUUUGGUUUGAUGCAGUUUUAUGGGAUCCAGGCUAGAACUUUCGAUGAGAUAAAAUCAAUGUUCAUGAAAAAAGGCCUUGACUGCAUCCAAGAGCACCCAAUAGCUACAAGCGACAUGUUAUUGUUCCAACAACAUAAGAUCCCUGAAACUACGGACUCAAAGUGCUGGAUAGCAUGCGUGUUUAAAAAAACUAAUUUGAUUGACAGCAAAGGAAUGUACGAUGUAACGACUACAUUAUCAAUGUUCGAGAAUGACCACGAAGACGACCCAGCGAAGCAGGAAAGCUCUAAAAAGUUAUUGGAAAAAUGCAAGAUGGUGAACGAUGAAACAGUGGACGAUGGCGAGGAAGGCUGUGACAGAUCUGUGCUGUUAUACAAAUGUUUCAUUGAACAUGCACCAAAGGUAAAUAUUAUAUAUUAUGUGCUUGUACAAUAACGAUGACACUUGCAGUUUCCUACGCUGAUAAUACGACAUUAAUCUUCCUUCAAUCCUUGUAGUGAACAAAACACUGGCGUGAUCAAUUGAUUUAGCAAUAGAAUUGAUAUGAAGGCCCAGUUUCACCAUACUCUGUUAAUUAUUUAAAGAUCUGUUGAAAAGAGCAAAAUUUAUAAUUUUACAAGCACCUUGACAUCCGAUUAUUUUGAGAACGAUAAAAUAAUGAUGAUGAGUAUUGACAGUGAAUUUUCCGCCCCGUACUAAUGGAAUACCCAAAAACAAAAAAAAAACACUUAUUGAUAUUAUCCUUCAAUUCCUGUU